UCUUUGUUUGGCUCAAAAGGGACCCUCUGAGCAGAUGGACCGAGCCCCCAGCAGGGGAGAGAGGUGGCCGGUGCCGGGAAAGGAAGCGAUUAAGGGAAAACAAAACAGAAGGAGGGGUCAGGGAGAAGGUGGCGGCGUGGGGGCGGGCCUGGACUUCUGCGAAUCGCGGGGUGAAGGCCCGGAAUGGAAUGGGGGCGGGCAUCCGUGGGUGGAAUCCCCCUGGGCCCGGAGCACCGAGCUAACUCAGGCGCUCACUGCAGGUCCAGCUGACGCCGCCGCCCAGAUGGCCUCCAGGCUGGCCCCCCUGACCCUCCUGCUGCUGCUGCUGUUGGCCCCGGACAGAGCUGACUCAGAUCCAAAUGGAACCAGUCCCAGCUUCAAGGACCCACAGAGCUGGCAAGUGGUGGAAGAAGGCGAGAGUCACAAGAUGGUCAUCUCCAAACUCAUCAGGAACUCUUCCAACUUUGAAAGUUGGGAGCCAAAGAGCAUCAAUUCAUCCAACAUAAAAGCCAAUAGCACUUUGAAACUCACCUCCCAACCUACCGUUCAAGAUACCCAACCAGUGAUCCAGUCCAACACUGAGCCCAGCCAACCAACCAACCAGUCUAAUGCUGAGCCCAGCCAACCAACCAACCAGUCUGAUGCUGAGCCCAGCCAACCAACCCAACAGCCCAGUGCUGAGCCCAGCCAGCCAACUGUCCAGCCCACUGCAGAAUCUGAGCCCACCUGCCUGGGGCCUGUCCUUUCCUGCUCUGAUGAGGAGACUCAGUCUGCUGUAGCAGCAUUGGGGGAGUCCCUUAUGGAUUUCUCUAUGAAACUCUACCAUGCCAUCUCGGCAGAGAAGCUGCCCGGGACCAACAUGGCCUUUUCCCCUUUCAGCGUUGCCAGUCUUCUCACUCAAGUCCUUCUUGGGGCUGGAGACGCCACCAGGAGAAACCUAGAGAGUGUUCUUUCCUACAGCCAGGACUUCACCUGUGUCCACCAAGCCCUACAGACCUUCACCUCCAAAGGCUUCACUUCUGUCUCCCAGAUCUUCCACAGCACAGACCUGCCUAUCAAGGACAGCUUUGUGAAUGUCUCUCAGAGCCUGUAUGGCCAAAGUCCCCAAGUGCUGGGAAAUGACAGUGACGCCAACUUGGAACUCAUCAACCACUGGGUGGCAGAGAGAACCAACCACAGGAUCCACCAUCUGCUCGACAGCCUGCCAGAUGACAUCCGUCUCAUCCUCCUCAAUGCCAUCUACCUAAAUGCCAAGUGGAAGACCACCUUUAACAAGAAGAAUACCCACCAGGAGGCCUUUCACUAUGGAUCGUCCACGAUCAAAGUGCCCAUGAUGACGCACAAGAAGUACCCAGUGGCACAGUUCAUUGACCGCACACUGAAGGCCAAAGUAGGACAGCUGCAGCUCUCACACAACCUGAGUCUGGUGAUCAUGGUGCCCCAGCACUUGAACCGACGUCUCGAAGAGGUGGAGCAGGCACUCAACCUGCCGGUCUUCAAGGCCAUCAUGAAGAGGCUGUCGAUGACCAAGUACCAGCCCACUUUCGUGAUGUUGCCCCGCCUCAAAGUGAAGAGCAACCAGGACAUGCUCACAGUAAUGGAGAAACUCGAAUUCUAUGACUUUGCUUAUAAUCUCAACCUGUGUGGACUGACGGAGGACCCGGAUCUUUUCGUAUCUGCCAUGAAGCACCAGGCCAUACUGGAGCUGACAGAGGAAGGGGUGGAGGCCGCAGCGGCUACGGCUCUCUCUGUGGCCCGCAACCUGCUGCUCUUUGAGGUGCAGCAGCCCUUCCUCUUCCUGCUCUGGGACCAGCAGCACAAGAUCCCCAUCUUCAUGGGCCGGGUACAUGACCCCCGGGCCUGAGAAUAUGGGGCGAGCCUAGAUAUGGAAAGUCCUCCCACUCUGGCCCAGCUCACCCACAUACUGCCUGUUCUACCCUGCCAGAACUUGCCCCCUGCCCCGGAUGUCCUUGUCUAUCAUUUGAAGGACAUUCUGCAGGGUCUCCUCAGCUUCUGUGGCCCAUUCACUGUGACUUUCUAACCCACCAUGUGUUAGUGUUUCUAUGGCUCAUGUUCACUAAGCUUUAUAAAUAAAAGUUGGCAGUCAGA
Suncus etruscus (white-toothed pygmy shrew) is the source of this 2109-nucleotide messenger RNA. RefSeq names its product serpin family G member 1 (gene SERPING1). The coding region runs from base 35 to 1864 and encodes 609 amino acids. Gene Ontology annotation, molecular function: serine-type endopeptidase inhibitor activity. The transcript has 7 exons. The record is from RefSeq and is a predicted model, not a curated record. Lineage: Eukaryota; Metazoa; Chordata; Mammalia; Eulipotyphla; Soricidae. Gene Ontology annotation, biological process: negative regulation of endopeptidase activity.